AUGAGGAAGGCAGAUGGGGCAGGAGUAGCCAACUUCAUCAGAGAAAACAUAAUCUGCAGGUUUGGCAUACCCAAAGUGAUGUUGUCGGAUAACGGAGCUCCAUUUGUAAAUCGCCAUGUUGGAAGGUUGUUGGAUACCUACUGGAUCAAGCACCACAAGUCUAGUCCAUACUACUCCCAAGGGAAUGGACAAGCUGAGGCAACCAACAAAACCCUUAUCCGAAUAUUGAGUAAAAUGAUGGAUGAAGCAGAGGGCACAUGGUUUGAACAACUCCCCCUAGCAAUCUGGGCUUAUAGAACGUCAAAGAGAAAGCCGACUCAGGCAACCCUAUUUUCCCUAGUGUAUGGGUCCGAAGUUGUGUUACCAGUUGAGUUGGCAGUACCCUCAGCAAGAAUGGCUAUGUCAGCACACUUAGUUCCAGACAGCAGGAAGAAUGACAUGGAGGCAGCUGAAGAAAGAAGAGAUUGGGCCUCGCGGGUAAUGAAAAAAUAUCAUCAAUCCAUAGCUCGUGCCUAUAAUCAAUCUAUUCAACACAGAAAAUUCAAGGAAGGGGACUUAGUAUGGAAAACAGUGGAUCCAAUCAUGCGGGGCAGCCAAUUCCCAAGUUCUCACCUAGAUGGGAAGGACCCUACAAAGUUGCUAAGGAAAGCAGCAGUGGGUACUACAAGUUGA
This is a messenger RNA of Camellia sinensis, 672 nucleotides long. The record is from RefSeq and is a predicted model, not a curated record. Lineage: Eukaryota; Viridiplantae; Streptophyta; Magnoliopsida; Ericales; Theaceae.